This is a messenger RNA of Carcharodon carcharias (great white shark), 2827 nucleotides long. It is a transcript of the gene galcb, whose product is annotated as galactosylceramidase b. Gene Ontology annotation, molecular function: galactosylceramidase activity. Bases 60 to 2096 code for a protein of 678 amino acids. Lineage: Eukaryota; Metazoa; Chordata; Chondrichthyes; Lamniformes; Lamnidae. Gene Ontology annotation, cellular component: lysosome. Gene Ontology annotation, biological process: galactosylceramide catabolic process. The record is from RefSeq and is a predicted model, not a curated record. The transcript has 17 exons.
CCCCACCCCAUUGUGACGGCAGCGAUCAGCUGACCGGCUGUCAGCAGGGUUCUGUAACCAUGGCUGCAAUGGCAGUUUGGGCCGGCGGAGUUGUGCAGCUCUGGGCCUGGCCUCUGCUCCUCUCCUGGGCCUGCCUCACCGCCGGGCUGCCGCAGCUGGGGGCCGCCGUCUACGUCCUAGAUGAUGAAAGAGGCCUGGGCUCGGAGUUUGACGGCAUCGGCGGGCUGAGCGGCGGCGGGGCAACUUCCCGACUUCUUGUGAACUACCCAGAGCCUUAUCGCAGCCAGAUCUUGGACUACUUAUUCAAGCCAAACUUUGGUGCCUCCUUGCAUAUCUUGAAAGUGGAGAUUGGUGGUGAUGCACAAACAACAGAUGGGACAGAACCUUCACACAUGCGCUAUGAAAAUGAUGAAAAUUAUUUCCGAGGAUAUGAGUGGUGGCUGAUGAAAGAAGCUAAGAAAAGGAAUCCUAAUAUUAAACUAAUAGGGCUACCUUGGGCCUUUCCUGGUUGGAUUGGUUGUGGGGACAACUGGCCUUAUACCUGCCCAGACAAAACAGCCUAUUAUGUUGCUUCGUGGAUUCAUGGUGCAAAAGUCUAUCAUAAUCUCGAUAUUGAUUAUGUUGGGAUUUGGAAUGAGAGAGCUUAUAACAAAAAAUACAUCCAGCUGCUGAGAUACACCAUGGACAAAAUGGGUCUAGAGCAGGUGAAAAUCAUAGCCAGCGAUAAUCUUUGGGAACCAAUAUCUUGGUCUGUGCUUCAGGAUACUGAACUAUAUGAUGUGGUCGACAUUAUAGGAGCCCAUUAUCCUGGAACAUUUUCAAGCCCUAAUGCUAAGAAGACUCGGAAGAAGCUAUGGUCAUCUGAAGACUACAGUACUGUUAACGAUAAUGUUGGAGGAGGCUGCUGGGCUCGUAUACUUAACCAGAAUUACAUCAAUGGCAAUAUUACUUCUACUAUCUCAUGGAACUUGGUGGCAAGUUACUAUAAAGAUCUACCAUUUGGUCAGGAUGGACUGAUGACAGCAGAUGAACCAUGGAGUGGACAUUAUGAAGUUCAGUCACCUAUUUGGAUUACAGCACACACCACACAGUUCACUCAGCCAGGAUGGCAUUAUCUGAAGACUGUUGGUCACUUGCAGAAGGGUGGCAGUUAUGUGGCCCUUACUGAUGGGAAGGGAAACAUCACCAUUGUCAUAGAAACUAUGACCCAUGAUCAUUCAAUAUGUAUCCGGCCACCACUACCACCUUUCGAUGUCUUUCAGCAAAAUGUGACUUUUAAGUUGCAAGGGUCAUUUAAGCGCAUUGAAACUUUGAAAAUAUGGCAUUCAAAAUUUGACUUUGUCAAGAAUUCGUCAAAUUUUUUUACCCAGCUGUCUGAAAUCAAGCUAGUCAAUGGAUCAUUUUCACUGCAAUUAAAGUUGGAUGAAAUAUGCACUAUAACCACCAUCAGUACAGGAAAUCGAGGCAGUUUUCCUAAGCCCCCAGCCUCUAAGUCAUUUCCCAAACAGUAUAAAGAUGAUUUUAAUGUUGCAAUUCCACCAUUCAGUGAAGCACCUAAUUUUGCUGACCAGACUGGAGUGUUUGAAUACUUCGUAAACUACAAAGACCCUGGUGACCAUGUGUUUACCUUGCGCCAGGUCAUAACAGAGCGACCUAUAACUUGGGCAAGUGAUGCUGACCAAACAAUUAGUAUUAUUGGUGACUACAAUUGGAAAGAUCUGAAUAUAAUUUGUGACGUAUUCAUUGAGAAAGCCAACACUGGAGGUGUGUUUAUUGCUGGAAGGGUGAACAAAGGAGGUCAAGAUAUUCGACAUGCUGAAGGCUUAUUCUUCUGGAUCUUUGCAGAUGGGAAAUAUAAAGUUACAAAUGAUCUCCCUGGUAAAAUUGUGUUGGCUUCAGGUCAGUCGGGUACUCGUGCAGGAAAAUGGCAUACUCUCACACUUAGCGUUAAGGACAAUGUAGCAUAUGGACUAUUGAAUGGCUAUCCACUGUGGAAGGGUGUUCAUGUGCUCAAACCACACAAUGGCUGGGCAGCUAUUGGAACACAUACCUUUGAACUGGCUCAGUUUGAUAAUUUUCACGUACAGGCUAGUUAACUACAAAUAAAUUCAUUCCUACAAAUCCUAAGCAUGUGAUAAAUCAGCAAUUUGCUGCAUUUGUAAUUUUGAUGUGUCUUAAAUGAACAACAUUCAAUUAAGUUUCUCUGCUAUUGUACAGUUAAAUAUCCCAGUGGAGGGUAACUUAAUUAAGCUUAACAGAGUGCAUAACUAUUUCUUCUUUUAAAAAUUCUAAAAUGUAAUAUUCUGUUAUCAAUAUUGUAACCAAUACUGAUAACUGUUGCAAAACACAUGCUGCUAUGGCCAGUGGAAUCCAACUUUAAAAAAAACUGCAUUUCAACCAAAUGUUUCUGGUUAGAUAUGUUGUAACCAAUACUGAUAACUUGCAAAACAUAUGCUGCUAUGACCAAUGGAAUCCAACUUUUUAAAAAAAACUGCAUUUCAACCAAAUGUUUCUGGUCAGAUAUGUAAUGCAACUAUCUGAAGUGUCUACUGAGAAUGAAAUUCAGCAAAACAAUGGGGUGGUACUUCUUUGUUACAGGAACUCGGUUCACAAGAUGGAAUUGGUAAUUCCUUUGUUCACAUUAACAACUUAAUGCUUGUCAUUUCUUUUCAAUUCUAUGUUUUAAAUCUGGCCUAUUUCUGGAUUUCCAACUUUGAUUUUCUAAUGCAAACAUAGCAUACUGAUGCUCAACGAUGAAGAUAUAGAUCUUCCAAUCACUUUUUUUUAAACUGGUUUUCCUCCAACCAAUAAAAAUACCUUGAUGUAA